AUGGACAGUCUACCUCCAUCUGGAUUUCAGUUUACUGGAGAUGAUUAUGGUCCAGUUGAUUUCCCAGGAUCUGUUCCAAGUGAUAUGCAAGUGGGGAUGACGUUUGCUGGAGGAGGUCCUGUUUUUCCACAGAAUCAGAGGGGUGGUACUUAUGGCAUGUCUCCAUUUCAUCUCAACUAUUCACAACAGACCAGUAUGCCCUCAGUGUCCGGCCUGCCAUCAAGCUCAUUCCGAAGUAGAUUUUCUGAUUACAGCUCAGAUCAGACUUCACACCUUCCAAUGCCACUGCCGUCAUCUGCAUCAGGAAUGAUAUCAGACCGUUUGCCUAGCUUCAGUACUAUUGUCUCAAAUAGUGGAGGCAGCGGUAGUGAUAUAGGUAAAAACAGCCAGACAUUAUACUCAAGUAUUUCAGGGCAGCAACAUGCAUUCCUACCAUCAGGCAGUCGUGUUCAGAAUUUUGAUUCAUCCUCAUAUACAGAUCAGAUUGCUGGAAAGAAUUACAGUAAAUCACCCUCCCUUGGACCUACCUCACCAGGAAUCAGCAGCAGCAGCAGCAACUACAACAGCAUCCAACCUUCAGCCAUCAUGCAGCACACUUUACACAAUGGCAGUAGCCAGCAUUUGUCUUCACACUCGCCGAGGUCAUACAAAGAGGAUGCUGUAAACCAGCAGCAGUACCUGGCAGGAGCAAUGCAUCUGGACCGUCAUGGAGGAUUUAUUCAUGGUGGCCAUUCUCAAAAUUCUGGCGAAUCCAUGAUGCUUCCAAAGUUCAAGCACAAAUAUCUCUCCCAUAAUCAACACACGGUCAGACGCCACAUAGGGCCAUUUAAGUUUUUUAUAAUUGGCAAAACAGAAAGACCAUCAGUAUUUAAUAGAGGUACACAGACAAAGGAUGAGCCCUUAGGUGAGUUGAAAAUUAAGAUACCAAAAGCAGAAUUGUACAGAUCCGAGUCAGAGAAUGAAUUUAUAGAUGAAGUUGGUAGAGUAAGAAGGCAUCAUGAUUUACACAUGUCUGGAAAUCUGGUGAUGCCUCAAGGCUCACAGCGAAUCACUUUUCCAUAUGAUCCAUUGCCAUCACAGGGUGGAGAAUACAGUAACUAUAAUGUCAACUCCAAGAUGAAAACAGUCAUAUCACCAAGUUUCAUGGAGGCUGCGGGAAAGGCAACAAUGACUACCUGUGUUGCUAAUAAGGCCACAAUUGUUACUGUGGGGAUUGUGAGUAGGCCACCCAAUUUGAUUGGGCCAGAGCCAACAGGCAGCAUCAGUCAGAAGGGAAUAAUGGCCACAGGAAAUCAUGAUCAGAUGUCAAGGAUACCUUAUAAACACCAGAUCUCACAGAUGAGUGAAGGGGAUCCAGAAUGUGGAGAUGAGCAUCUAGAAAACUAUGAACAUCUGCUGGAAGAAAGAAAGGCCAAAGCUCGGGAUUUAGAGCAAGAACGGAUGGAGGUGAGUGUUCGCAUUGAUGACACUCAGUAUAUGCAAGUGGGUAGUGUAAAACGCUGGCAGUGUAAUGAAUGUGAUAAGUCUUACACAACCAAGCACAACUUGGUGAUGCAUGUCCUAGACCACAGUGGAAUUAAGCCCCACUUGUGCCUCAAGUGUGGCAAGUACUUUAAGCAGCUCAGCCACCUCAACACCCACAUGCUGACUCAUGAUCACAUCAAGCCGCACACCUGUAACCUGUGCGGCAAAGGGUUUACGCAGAUUAGCCACCUGAAGCGGCACAUUGCGGUCAGUGAAAAAAAUGGUUUCUGUGCCAGCCUGAGGUCAAAGCACCCAUCAGGCCAUUCUCCUGUCUCUUCUCACACUGGGACACCAUUGCCUAUACACAUGCAGAGAAAGCGCUUUUCAAACCAGAAUCAGAUUUUUGAAUCAGCUGAAAAUUUUGAAAGCAUUGAUGUUAAAGACGGAGAUAAAAUUGGAGCUGAUGGUAAACUACUGUGUCGAUUCUGUGAUCGCAGAUUCCGUUACCCAAGCCAGUUGAAGGACCACAUGCAGUCACACAGCGGGCAUCGACCUUACAUGUGCACUGAAUGUGGCAUGGAUUUUAUGAAGGAGCAUCACUUAAAGGCUCACCAGUUCACCCAUACAGGGCUGAAACCAUUCACAUGUGAUGCUUGUGGACGAUCAUUUAAUCAGAAAGCUAACCUUCAGCGUCACAAGUUGAUUCAUGAGACAACCCGCACUUUUAAAUGCAACACUUGUGAGAAGCUGUUCACUCAGCCACAGACAUUGAAGGCUCACCAGGUUGUCCAUGCUGAUCGCAAGCCAUUUGAAUGUUCAAUCUGUGGAAAAGAAUUUGGACGCUACCAUAACCUCCAAGGACAUAUGCACAUGCAUACAAACACCAAGCCAUAUGUUUGCUUUUGUGGCAGCACUUUCACUCUGAAAGGAAACCUCAACCGGCACAAGAAGGUGAAACAUGGCUUGAAUGAAACCACUGAUGUGAUGGAGGAGGAUGCAGUCAACUUCUUGAGCUCCCUGUCUGAGAGGGCAAGAGAUGAGCACAAUACUGAAGGGGAGUUGGAUAGUCUCAGCCCUGGGUCAGGAGCUGAUAGUAAUGAUGGGAAAUCAGGCAGAAAGGGCAGGAAGUCAAUACCCAGGAAAAUCACUCAAGGAGAAGAAGAAGAAGAAGACAAGGCAGCUGCUCCAAGUCAACCACAGCAAAGCGAAGGGAUAGAAUUAGAGAAAGCUGUACCUGAACAGCCUGCUGUGGCACUGCCAAAACCAUUCGUUAUACAAAAUCCAGACACCGAUGAUGACGUAGAUGGUGAAGAUGGGGAAAUAACAGCCCAGUCACUUGCACAAACAGGUAAUAAAGAAAACCAUUCGAUGAUAAAUCCUGUUGCAAAUAUGAUGAGUUUUCAACCUUUGAACGUCAACAUAGCUAGAGAUCAACUUCCCGUUGCAAAACCCUCCAGCAAGGCAGAAGAGGAACAGUUAGAACUGGAGAAAAGGCCACGACGUCAGUCACAGCGGCGUUCGCCCAAAGUUCACACAAGUGAUAUUGAACAGUCAGAAAGCACUGAUGAUGAUGCAGGUGACAAUAAUGACAAUGCAGACACUGACUGGGUACCAGGUUCUAGACGCAGGUCUAGAGGCAAAUCUGAACCAACAGAUAAAAGACAUUAA
Messenger RNA from Candidula unifasciata, 3132 nucleotides. Lineage: Eukaryota; Metazoa; Mollusca; Gastropoda; Stylommatophora; Geomitridae. The record is from the annotation of a GenBank genome assembly.